UGCGCACUUAGGACUCUCUCCUCUAGUGUAGAUUUUCUCCAAUUAAUCUAUUCUUCCAAUUGAAUCUAUUUAUAAAAAAGUCACAGCCUUAUUUAUCUAGCGUUGAGAAAUCUAAUAGACUUACCGAGGGAGAUAAUGGUGGUAGCGAUGGUGGAUAACAGGGCGGUGAAGAGGGCGAAGAGGAGCAGCAGGAUCACCGCCGAUCUUUACGAUCUUCUAACCUUCCCCGGCGACGCCGCCGGAGAGGGAGCCGCAAAACCCUUCCGAGAUGAGGUGCGGAACUUUCUCUCCAGUCACGCGCGCGUCACGUUCCCUUCAUCCUCUCUCUUCUCCUCUCUCGUAUCCUGGCAGAUCCUCUUCCGGGUCGGCGAUCUCACUGAUGGUCCCGAUUUUUCUUCCCGUGUCGUCGCGCUUGAUGUCCUCGAGGAGGAUGUAACCAGAUCUGCCAGAUCCGUCUAUUGCGAUCAAUGCCAAGUCGUUGGGUGGAGCGGGCAUCCAGUGUGCAGAAAGCGGUACCAUUUUAUUAUAAGGUCAGACAGCGGUGAGGGCGUAGAUAGGCUGCGGAAAUCUUGUUCACAAUGUGGAAGCAUUCUUCUUUUAUCCGACCUUAGUUGCACCUUGUGCAACUCUGAGAUUGGUGCUGAUGUGUUGGAGGACUGGGUGUAUUCGCAAUUUGAAGACAAUACUCAUCUCCUGCAUGCUGUUGUUCACUCCAAUGGCUUCGGCCAUCUUUUGACCGUCAAUGGCAGAGAAGGUGGUUCCAACUUGCUCUCUGGACGCCACAUUAUGGACUUCUGGGAUAGGCUCUGUAAAAGACUAGCCGUCAGAAAGGUAACCGUGAUGGAUGUGUCGAGGAAAUAUGGAGUGGAGUACAGGUUACUUCAUGCAGUCACGAAAGGCCAUUCCUGGUACGGCGAGUGGGGCUAUGAGUUUAAAUCAGGUAGCUAUGCCCUCACUCAUGAUGCUUACCAGGAUGCAGUAAAUACCCUAUCAAGCAUGCCGAUUUCACCUUUGCUGUUCCAUGGAAGACAGCCUCGAACUAGGCUUCAGAACAUUAUAUCAUUUUACCAAUCAUUAUCCAGUUCAGAGCUUCUGACAGUGAAGGAUUUGUUCUCAUUUUUAUUAGAGCUUAUCCAUGAAACCAACAAAUGUUCUUUGUCUAAAACAAUUAAGAAGCUUCCAUCUACUUCAAAUGUACUAUGCAUGUGGACAAGGGAUGAUGUUGAGCAUGUUCAACAAGCAAUUAUCAAGAUAUUAGCAGCAACAGUUGAUGAGGCUAGAUGGAUAACUCGACGUUCUUUAAAGGGCGUCAUGUGUAAGACAGCCUCUUCAGAGCUCAUUGAUUACUGCCUCAAACAUCUACAAGGAAUUGUAGUCAAUGGGAUGGUGGUACAAGCUCAAUAUAAUCCAAAGUCUAGUGAUUUUGAGUUCAGGCUACAGACUUUUGUGAAUUGUGGAUCUGGCAUGGGCUCAAGCUAUCCAUCGCAAGAGCAAAUCAAACAUGACCUAAAAUAUUUAUUUGACUCCUUGCUCCAUCCUGAAAGCAAGUUGAAUCAUCAACCUCAAGCAACAAGGGAAACAAUGAUUGACUCGGCUACUAGACUACUUGAUUGCAAACAAUUUGUGAAGGAUUACAAUUCAAUCAAAGACAAUCCCUUCGCCAUCCACAUCUGGUGUAAGCUGGAGCUUUCUGAUCAACCAAAAGAGGACCCAGCCCCACCAGCAGAGCUAAUAGUCCUCCCUCUGAAUGCAACUGUGGCUGACCUCAAAACUGAAGUUACUAAAGCUUUUCAGGAAGUAUAUGCUAUGUUCAAGAGGCUUGAAGUUGAGGGACUACCAGAAUAUGGAUGCUUGGAUGAUUCCUUUACUCUGAAAUUUCUGUUUGGUUUAAGUGGGUCAAUCCAAAUUAAAGGUAGAUGUUCAUCAAAACAUGGGCUUCUUCGUUAGAUGGAGAGAGGAACAGAGAACUGGACAGUUGAUUGCAUGUGUGGGGCUAAAGAUGAUGAUGGUGAGAGAAUGUUGGCAUGUGAUACAUGUGGUGUUUGGCAGCACACCCGAUGUGCCGGGAUUGAGAAGUAUGAUGGCCUUCUGAAAUUUGUUUGCAGUAGAUGCAUGAACACAUAUUGCAAGGAAAACAUAAUAUACCGCAAGGUAAACAGAUACCGCAAGAAAUCUAAAGCUAUUGAUUUUGGGAAUGGAGUUGACAGGGCUACUCUAACUGGCAUUACUUGCAGAGAUCAAACAGUGGCUACUGGUAGAGUGGGAUCAGGAAUUAGUUUGUCUGUAACAUUUGAUGUUAGCUGAUUGUAUAUUUCCUAGCAAAAUGUACAUGCUUUUAAUCAAGGUGCAGGAGAGGUAUACCUUCCCCCUGCCUUUUUUGGGAGUAAAUCCUUAUUCCUCCAACAGUUAUGGUCUGUAUAUAAAAUUCAAGUAAUUAAAUGAAAAA
Carica papaya (papaya) is the source of this 2446-nucleotide messenger RNA. RefSeq names its product RING/FYVE/PHD zinc finger superfamily protein. The record is from RefSeq and is a predicted model, not a curated record. NCBI's taxonomy places the organism in Eukaryota, Viridiplantae, Streptophyta, Magnoliopsida, Brassicales, Caricaceae.